Messenger RNA from Salvia miltiorrhiza (redroot sage), 1152 nucleotides. RefSeq lists its product as uncharacterized. The transcript has 2 exons. NCBI's taxonomy places the organism in Eukaryota, Viridiplantae, Streptophyta, Magnoliopsida, Lamiales, Lamiaceae. Bases 1 to 1152 code for a protein of 383 amino acids. The record is from RefSeq and is a predicted model, not a curated record.
AUGAAGUUCAUGUCCAAGUCCGACGAGAGGAUGGAGAAGUUGGAGUCCAAUGUUGUUGCUGUGGGGACCCAGAUGAAGAUGUUCGAGACCCAAUUGGGUCAACUGGCCAAUGCUUUUACAAAUCUACACCAACAAGGUCAGUUUCCGAGCAAUACAACUGUUAAUCCCAAGGAGCAUUGCAAGGCAAUCAAUUUGAGGAGUGGGACUACUUAUGAGGGACCCAAGAUGCCUAAGGACGAGAUCGUGUCGCCGGUUGAUGAGAAAGAAGCUGAGGAGGUCACCGUUGAGCGUCAUCAGAAAGAGAGAGUGAAACAGCAGUUCUCCAAGUUUUUGGAGAUCUUCAAGAAGUUGCACAUCAAUCUUCCAUUGGUGGAGGCGCUGCAGGAGAUGCCACAGUAUGCGAAAUUCUUGAAGGACAUCAUCUCGAGAAAGAAAAGGUUGGGAGAAUUUGAGACGGUGAAUCUCAAUGAGGAGUGCAGUGCAAUCUUGCAGAAGAAGCUCCCAGCCAAGCUUAAAGAUCCAGGCAGCUUCACUAUUUCCUGCAUCAUUGGAGGCCAGCAGUUUGGGAAGGCGCUUUGCGAUUUGGGGGCAAGCAUUAAUCUCAUGCCCUUAUCUAUUUUCCAACGGUUGGCUAUUGGAGAGAUGAAGCCGACGUCGAUCGCGUUGCAGAUGGCAGAUAGGUCGGUGACAUAUCCACGGAGGAUAGUGGAAGACGUGUUGGUGAAGGUCAACGAGUUCAUAUUCCCAGCUGACUUUGUGGUGUUGGAUUUUGAGGAGGACAAGAGCAUCUCGUUGAUCCUAGGGAGACCGUUCUUGGCCACAGGACGAGCUUUGAUAGAUGUGGCUAAUGGGGAGCUCACUUUGAGAGUGAAUGAUGAGAGCCACACUUUCUCCAUAUAUCGAGCUUUGAAGUUUUAUGAUGAGAAGGAAGACAUUGACAUGGAGGAGUGCAAGUUGCUGAGCCUAGUUGAUUCCUAUGACACACCAUCUUCAUGGAAGGGUCUCGGCGACCCUCUUGAGGCUUGCAUCUCUCAUUUCUUUUUCUCUGCUGAUUUUGAUUUUCCUCUUGAUAUGCAUUUGUUUUCUGAUGAGUUGUUUGAGUGUUGUAGUGCAUUGGAGAGUGUAGCAGAGAUUGCACGUAGGAAAGGAUGA